AUGAAGAACGCAGGUGUCAUCCUCAGUAAUCAGGCAUAUCGUUCCAUCGUUGUGGCCUACGAGCGCUCCGAUCCAACAUUCGCUUUGAAGGUUGUCAAUGAGAUGGAGCGAUCAGGUAUUCAGUUCCAACGGGCGGCGUACAAUGCAGUGUUGGGUGUUUAUCUUCAGUUUGGCAUGCACAACGAGGCCCAAGAGUUGUUUGCGAAAAUGGCUGACCACUCGGUGGUUCCAAAUCCAAGGUCUUAUGGCAUCAUGAUCAGGGUCUACGCGUUCAGUGGCCAAUUUGAGGAAGCCAUUGCCAUCUUCGAUGCGAUGCGGAAGCAGUCCUUCGAGCCCGACCAGUUCGCCUAUCAUCAUGUUAUCCGUUCUUGCAUUCUGCUCCAGCGGGUUGAAUACGCCGUGGAUUUGUACACAGACGCGGUUCUAGCGAAGGUGCCCCUGCUCGCGAGCACGUACGUCUGUCUGAGUCGUGCGUGCGAAGACGUUGGCUUGAAGUGUUUGGCAAGCAAGCUCGACAUGGAAUUGACAAGCCAGCAGGUGGUGCGUAUGAAGGAGGCCGAGGCGGCGUACAAGACUCAAGCGUAG
This is a messenger RNA of Prorocentrum cordatum, 585 nucleotides long. Lineage: Eukaryota; Dinophyceae; Prorocentrales; Prorocentraceae. The record is from the annotation of a GenBank genome assembly.